This is a messenger RNA of Colletotrichum fioriniae, 873 nucleotides long. Lineage: Eukaryota; Fungi; Ascomycota; Sordariomycetes; Glomerellales; Glomerellaceae. The record is from RefSeq and is a predicted model, not a curated record.
AUGUCAUUUCAGCUCGAGCUCCACCUUGCACUUGCUAUUCACUUGCAGCAGGUUGCCACCAGCGCAAACUACGAUAGGAUUCGUGAUACUACCGUGGCCGCACUGGGACUUAUCCAGCAGCGAUUUGAGCGUGGGGACUAUGACCUCCCCAGGGCAACUAGAACCUUCGAGCGACAGCUCACUCUAGCAAUUCUCAUGGAGCAAGACACCAGGAACCUCGGCCUCAAUGCGCUGAUUACACGUACGACGACAGCUUGGGGUCGCAUCUCGAGUCGCAUCCAGCGGGGCCUUACCCCCUUUCCUGAGCCUUACCAUAUCAUUGCCAACGACAGAGAUGAAGGCGUCUCAGUCGAAGAGCGUCUUCGCAGAAUGGGACUCGAUCCAAACAGCUUCGACCUUACUGGCAUCCGCCCUGGCGCCACACACCGCUCUGACAACAGCAACAACGUUGGACCGGCCCAGCCUCAGACUGACAUGAGUUCCACCAUCGGCACCGGAGAAAUCAUCUCCAAUCAAGCUGCCGUACUUGCUGUCACUGUUGCUGCUUCUGCGCUCGCAAUUAUCCAGACUGGCAAAGCUGCUUUGACUGGAAAGCCUCGGGACCGAAAGCGCGGCAAGGAUUUGUACGGGUGCGACGUCUGUAAUCAGACGAAAAGAUACACCUCUGCGUGCACUCUCUACAGACACAAGAAGAGUAAGCACGGCAUCCCCACACCUGGGGAUCUGCGGAAGGAGAGGAAGCUGGCUGCAGAGGCGGCACUUGCAGCUCAGAAUGACGUUGAGUAUGCUGAUGGUGACGGCGAGGAUGAAGACGCAGAGUCGGUUGAUGAGACUAUGAAUGAGGAUACUGGAGACGAGGGGGAAUUGGAGUGA